AUGAAUCAGUAUCUGCUCAUAGGCCUCACACUCGCGGCCGUCGCGAACCUAGCAUCCAGCGCUUGCUCGGACGACGGCUCCAAUUGCCGGCAGUUCUCGGGAAUGUGUCAUAACGCGGUUUACGAGUCGAUAUUGCUGCAAUACUGUAAAAGCACUUGCGACAACUGUCCUGGAGUCUGCAAGGAUAACUCGCCAAGGUAAGAGGAUGAGAUUUGAGUUGAUUUUUAUAAAAUUACGGUCUUUUUUCUUUGAAAUGCCGGUGAUUUCUAUGUUUUGGCUGCGCAUUUUUUAUCAGUCUGCCGUGAAAAUAGUGAACGCACUGCGCCAAUCGCGUCGCUGAGAUGAGAAGCGAUUUGAUUUUCUCGCGACAAAAUUCAUUCUCUCGGCGGCGAUGCGAUUUUGAAUGCGACAAAGUGCUCAUUAUUUUCCCGACAGACUAAUAUUAUUUUUGGAAAACCGCAGAGUACCCUAAUCUAGCGUAGUUGAAGCGAUUUCCUGGCUUGCCGGGACAAAACCUUGCUUGUUUUUCGCUUUUUGUUCCUCUGAAAGCAACAAGAAUUUUGGACAAACAGGAGAAAAAAUUUGUGUUCUGUUUCGCUAGUGACGCAUUACAUUUAUUAUAUGUACAAAGCCGUCUUUCCACCGCGAAGCCACAAAGCUAUGGGAUAAAUGUCUUUUCUCUCCGACCUUUUUCCGGAUUUUGCACAGUGUUUCGUCGGAAAUGAUCGUCCAAUGUCAUUGCAAGGCAGCAGACAAAAUGAGCGCAAUAUCGCAUCGAAAAUCGCAUCGCCACCGAGAAAAUGAAUUGUGGUGCGACAAAAUCAAAUUGCUUUUCAAUUCAGUGCGAUCAGCGCAGUGGCACUGUGAUCAUUAUUUUUCCGAUAGAGUGAUACACAUAAUUUGAAAGCAAUCCAAGUUAUAAUAAAUGUAAAUAGCAUAAAAUUAAUAAAAUUAACAUAAAAUUUUCUGCUUAUCUACAGGGUCUUUCAAGAAACGUGAAGGAAAGUUAGAGGCAAUAAAAUUCGGCUGAGUGAGGCGGCGCAGAGACUUCGUCUUUGGAACAUGUAUUUUUAAGCGGCAUUAAUUCUUGUCCAUGAAAUAACAAAAUUUUAAAGCGCAAACUGAGGUCGCUACGACCUUUUGAAGUAGAUGCAUUUAUACCCCGAAAUCCAGUGUUUUUCGGCUGAAAAUGAUUGAGAAAUUUCGAAUUUUUUCGAUUGAAAAUCACCAAGAAAUGCCGCGGCAUGCCGGGGCUUUCGGGACCCUGUAUUCCUCUAAAUUCAACUUUCAGAUGCCCCUCAUGGAACCGGAAUGGAUUCUGUCAGAGUGCCUACUACACUUCGGCACACAAAGAGUUGUAUUGCGCCAAGACUUGCGGCCUCUGCAAGGACGGCGGCGAUAGCGAUGGAGAUGGCAGUGGUAGUGGAGGCCGGUAA
This is a messenger RNA of Bursaphelenchus xylophilus (pine wood nematode), 1436 nucleotides long. Lineage: Eukaryota; Metazoa; Nematoda; Chromadorea; Rhabditida; Aphelenchoididae. The record is from the annotation of a GenBank genome assembly.